AUUUUCAUAUAUCUACCUUUUUCACUCAUUUUCCUCUCUUAUUAUUACAACUCAUUUUCCAUAUAUAAAAACCCUACUUUCUCUCUCUACACACACUCACACACAGAGCACUGAGAAAGCAAAAAAAUAAUGAAAUAAAUAAAUAAAAUAAUAAAAACUCAGUCCUGCACACAACCUAUAGAUACACAUAUACAUACACACAGAGAGAACAGCUCAUCUUCCCCAUUUCCCCCAAAUAUAAAAACCCUAAUUUCCCCAUCUCCUUCCCCCUUUGCUCCCCCACCAAAUGCCUAACCCCUAGGCAACCGCCAUUGCUGCAGCUUCACAAAUGUCUCUCUCUCUCUUCCCCACUUUCUCUCUCCUCCUCCUCCUUCACCUCCUCCUCCUCCACCGCCAUGUCUCCGCCGCCGAGGAAGAAGUCCGAUCACUGCUGGAGUUCAAAAAGGGCAUCAAAUCUGACCCGUCGAACCGAAUCUUCUCCACCUGGGUCUCCCCAUCGAACUUCUCGCCUUGCCCCGCUGACUUCCACGGCGUCGUCUGCGACGCCGCCACCUCGUCCGUGGUGGCAAUUGCCCUUGACCGCCUUGGACUCGUCGGAGACCUCAAAUUCAGCACUCUCAUUCCCCUCAAGUUCCUCCAGAACCUAACCCUCGCCGGAAACUCGCUCACCGGCCGCCUCGUGCCGACCCUCGGCGUAAUGUCGUCUCUCCAAGUAAUUGAUCUCUCCGGCAAUCAAUUCUACGGCCCCAUUCCGGCUCGGCUGACUGAUCUAUGGGCGCUGCAUUCCCUCAAUUUGUCGACCAAUAACUUCUCCGGAGGAUUUCCUACCGGAAUUCGCAAUUUGCAGCAGCUGAAAGUGUUGGAUUUGCAUUCAAAUCAGCUGCAGGGGGAUGCGAAGGAACUGAUUCCUGAGCUGAGGAAUGUGGAAUACUUGGAUUUGAGCAGAAAUAACUUUUUCGGGUCCCUGGAUUUGAGUGUGGAGAAUGUGUCUAGUUUGGCUAAUACAGUGCAGUACAUAAACUUGAGUGAGAAUAAUUUAGGGGGCGGGUUUUGGGGGAGUGAUGCAAUGAGGUUGUUUCGAAACUUGAGGGUUUUGGAUUUGGGCGAUAAUGGAAUCACCGGGGAACUGCCGGAGUUUGAGCAGUUGCCGAAUCUUAAUGUGCUAAGGCUCGGAAGUAAUCAGCUUUUCGGGUCUUUACCUGCGGGAAUCUUGCAGGGGGCUGUUCCAUUGGUAGAGUUGGAUCUCAGUGUCAAUGGAUUUUCAGGUUCCAUCCCGAAAAUCAACUCAACAACUUUGGUGACUCUCAACCUUUCAUCAAACUCAAUCUCGGGCUCACUGCCUCCAUCAUUGGAAAAUUGUCAGACUGUUGACCUGAGUAGAAACCACAUAUCCGAUGACAUAUCUGUUCUGCAAAAUUGGAAUGGCAAUCUGGUAAUUUUGGAUUUGAGCUCCAACGGUUUGACCGGAAGCAUUCCCAAUUUAACUCAGUUCCAAAGGUUGACUUUCCUCAGCAUUAGAAACAAUUCCUUAGAGGGGCAACUGCCUUCGGCAUUUGGCUCCUACCCAAAGCUCAACAUGGUUGAUUUCAGCUCCAACAAAUUCGAUGGUCCAAUCCCAUACAGCUUCUUUUCUUCAAUGACCAUAACAAAUUUGAACUUGUCGGGCAAUCAUUUAUCCGGACCGAUUCCUCUCGACGGAUCUCAUUCUAGCGAGCUAUUGGUUCUCCCUUCUAUUCCACCUAUGGAGUCUUUAGAUCUGUCCAAUAAUAUCUUGACAGGUGGAUUACCUUCCGAUAUAGGUAACUGGGGUAGGCUUAAGCUGCUAAAUCUUGCAAGAAAUAAUCUUUCCGGAAUUCUGCCUAGUGAAUUAAGUAAACUCACCGUCCUAGAGUUUCUUGAUUUAUCCCACAACAAUUUCAACGGUCCAAUUCCUGAUAAACUACCAUCCAGUUUGAAGUUCUUGGCUUUGGCUUACAAUAAUUUAUCAGGAAAAAUUCCGGAAAAUUUGAAAAGUUUCCCUGAUUCUUCGUUCACACCUGGAAACAACGAACUCGAACACCGUCAUUCUUCCUCUUCAAAUGUUCCGAAACAAAUUGAAGAUCAAGCACGUCAUAAAGGCUCUAAAUCCAACAUCAGAAUAGCCAUUAUUGUUGCAUCUGUCGGAGCUGCUUUGAUGAUCGCCUUUGUUCUCAUAGCAUAUCGUAGGGCCCGUUUUCAAGAUUUUCGCGGCUCAACAGCUGGCGGGGGGGACCACGCCAAAGUAGGAAGAUUCAGCCGCCCUUCGCUUUUCAACUUCCACAGCACCACCGAGCCGCCACCAACUUCGUUGAGCUUUUCCAACGACCAUUUACUGACUUCAAAUUCAAGAUCUUUGUCCGGGCAAAUGGAGUCCAAUACCGAAAUUAUCGAGCACAUUGCAGCCCCUGUGAGUCACGGUCAACAAGAUCCGACAACUUCCGGAAGAAAAUCCUCUCCGGGCUCUCCAAUAGGUUCUUCGCCCCGUUUCAUCGACACUGUAGAACAGGCCGUCGCUUUAGACGUGUACUCACCGGAUCGAUUGGCUGGAGAACUUUUCUUCUUGGAUGCUUCAAUCACAUUCACAGCUGAGGAGUUGUCUCGAGCUCCUGCAGAGGUGCUGGGCAGAAGUAGCCAUGGGACUUUGUAUAAAGCUACUCUAGAUAACGGGCAUAUGCUGACUGUGAAGUGGUUGAGGGUUGGAUUGGUCAAAAACAAGAAAGAUUUUGCAAAAGAAGUUAAAAAGAUAGGAUCUUUUAGGCAUCAGAAUAUUGUAUCCUUGCGCGCUUAUUAUUGGGGACCGAGAGAGCAAGAACGGCUUGUUUUAGCGGACUACGUUUUGGGAGAUAGCUUGGCGUUACAUCUUUAUGAGACAACGCCUCGAAGAUACUCACCAUUAUCGUUCACUCAAAGGUUGAAAGUGGCAGUCGAAGUCGCCAGGUGUCUAAUGUACCUCCACGACCGAGGCCUCCCUCACGGAAAUCUAAAGCCCACGAACAUAUUCCUUGCAGGGCCACCCGCCGACUACACCGUCCACGUCAGCGAUUACGGGCUCCACCGCCUAAUGACAACUGCAGGUAUCGCAGAGCAACUACUCAACCUUGGCGCCUUCGGCUACCGGGCCCCGGAGCUAGCCACGUCAGCAAAACCGGGACCCACUUUCAAAGCUGACGUGUACGCGUUCGGUGUGAUCUUGAUGGAGCUUCUGACGAGGCGAAGCGCGGGGGAUAUUAUCUCCGGCCAAUCGGGAGCCGUUGAUUUAACGGAUUGGGUUAGGCUUUGUGAUCAAGAGGGGAGGGGAAUGGAUUGCAUCGAUAGAGAUAUGGCUGGCGGCGAAGAGCAGCACUCGAGAGCUAUGGAUGAAACGCUGGCGGUUUCGUUGCGGUGCAUUCUUCCUGUAAAUGAGAGGCCUAAUAUUCGACAAGUGCUUGAUGAUCUGUGUUUGAUAUCGGUGUGAAGAAGGAAGAGGAAAAGGGGAAUUUGUAUAUGUGCCUUUUGGAAUUAUUAUUAAUUCUUUUUUCUUUCUGUGACUUGUUGUUCAUUGUUUCUUUUUUUUUUCUUUUUUUUUUUUUUUUAAUUUUUUAAAUUGUUUCGUGUUUUGCCUGCUAAUUUGGGCUGAUCUUUAAUUAUAUUUUUUAGCUCUUUCUUCUUCCCUUCGAUUUUUGUGUAAAGGGAUGCUUAAUCCAUUGAUUAAUUGACAUGAGUCCCAAAUCUGAUUUUUAUUUGUUGUGAAGAGUUGCAAAUUCUUGUU
Erythranthe guttata (spotted monkey flower) is the source of this 3766-nucleotide messenger RNA. Its product is annotated as Leucine-rich receptor-like protein kinase family protein. The record is from RefSeq and is a predicted model, not a curated record. NCBI's taxonomy places the organism in Eukaryota, Viridiplantae, Streptophyta, Magnoliopsida, Lamiales, Phrymaceae. Gene Ontology annotation, molecular function: ATP binding; protein kinase activity; protein binding. Gene Ontology annotation, biological process: protein phosphorylation.